AUGAAGUUUCUCAUCUACUUCCUCCCUCUGCUGAGUGGUCUCGCUCUCGCCGCAGAAGAGAAAUGCCAGUGUCCACUGGUUAAAUGCCCAAGUGAAGAUGCCGUGGCCCUCUGCCAAUGUCUCAAUUCGCGAGAAACAAUCUGCAAGAACCACUGCCCGGACUAUGUUCCCACGUACAUCCCCACACCCACACCAGGCUGCGAAUGCGAGCACGUCUACUGCCCGAUGGUUUGGCCUGAAUCCUGCAAAUGCGAGAACGCCGACAAAAAGCGUUGUUACGAUAAGUGCGGUGGUGUAGCGCCGACAUAUCAAGUCAGCCCCCCUUCUCUCGCCGAGACAAGACAAGUACUAACCAGACCACAGGUCUGCGAAGACAUCGCCCCGCGCAUGCUGACCAUCACCCGGCGCCCAAAGCCCACUAAAACCAAGACUAUGACCCCCGCCACACCUACAGCCUCGCACGCCGUCUGCGGCGGCGGUCGCGCAAACUACUUAACCUGUCCCGAAGGUGAAAUUUGUAUUAAAGACCCAUUCAAGCCUGGGUGUGGACCAGAAUGCGAUGGUCUAGGUAUCUGCGUCAAGGAUAAACUGUGCGGGGGAUUCGCAGCGUUUCGUUGUCCCGAGGGACAGACAUGUAUGGAUGAUCCAAGGGAUACGUGUGAUCCGAUGAAUGGGGGUGCGGAUUGUGGAGGGUUGUGUAUUUAAAAUGAAGAGAAGUGUGGGGAGAGGGGGGGAAAAGACUUGGGGCCAAAAGUGAAUUAUUUUUAUGAGAAGUGCUUGACAGAUUAUUGUGGUGUGAUGUGAGCACAUGGCAUGUGCGUGAGCCUCCAAAGUGAACAGGAGAUGAAACAGUGCUCCCAACCUAAGAAUUGUGUGGCUUCAAUUGAUGCAUCACCCUACACGAAUAUUCACUUCCCCAAAAUACCUUCCGCCAAUGCACAGGAUAUU
Molecule: messenger RNA, 948 nt
Organism: Lindgomyces ingoldianus
Lineage: Eukaryota; Fungi; Ascomycota; Dothideomycetes; Pleosporales; Lindgomycetaceae
Exons: 3
Coding region: 1-705 (234 amino acids)
Source: RefSeq, a predicted model, not a curated record